Fimicolochytrium jonesii is the source of this 3485-nucleotide messenger RNA. RefSeq names its product integrator complex subunit 2. The annotation marks the transcript as partial. The record is from RefSeq and is a predicted model, not a curated record. The transcript has 15 exons. Gene Ontology annotation, cellular component: integrator complex. Gene Ontology annotation, biological process: snRNA 3'-end processing. Lineage: Eukaryota; Fungi; Chytridiomycota; Chytridiomycetes; Spizellomycetales; Powellomycetaceae.
GGGAGGAACGACCUCGUGACAAUCGCCGCCUGUCUGGCAUGAGGUCUGGCAUCGCCGACAAGGAAUGUCCAGUAUAUAUACAACAAGCCGCAGAACGGUUACCUCGGUUACCGCCCACCGCUCUCAGCCUGAUAAAUAGCGUCAGCCAUCCUAUUGUCCGCUAUUGACUUCUCUAAAGUCCCGCUCUCGAGUCAAUGCCUCCAUUUCGGGAGCUCGAAGCAGGCACAUGCCGUCUGGCCGACUUGACCCCUCAAGACGUAAACCACAUUCCGUACUUCGUCGCCCAGUACGAUGAUCUUGACCUUGCCGUGCAGGUCCUGUCCGAGAGACUGCCUGUUGAGCAGGUAGCGCUGAUAGCCAGUUACUUCCGCGCGGCCGCGGCGGAUGCGGGAAACGUGUGGGAAUGGGCAAGGGGAAGUGGCGUGGAUGAUCAGGUGUCCGUUGACGAGUUUCACCGGGGAACCUCGACGCAGCGGAUCAUCUACACCCUCCGGACCCUCCUCGCCAUCGAACGUCUGCAUGAAUCUCCCGCCCCCACCGCUGCGAAAGAUGCAAUGCACAUAGACCCUUCCCCCGCUGCGCCCCCACCCGCGAUACUGCGAGACGAGAAAGCCGGAGAGGAGAUGGUCGCUAUCUUGUUUGUAUGUUGGCGGAGACGGGUCGAGGGGGUGGGAUUGGAGAGGUUGGUGAGCGCGUUGCUCCAUUUCCCGUCGCCGGCGAAGCAUGUUGGGUGGCUUGUGGGGAAUGCGCCGGGGUUAUACAUGAAGAUCGUGCAUUCGAUACUCGACGUAUUGAACGGCGCCAAAGUCGCGAGACUCUCGUCGCCCGCUAGCGACAGCCUCCUCGCCCUGGCGCGUCUCGCACCCCACCACGCCAGCUCGAUCCGCGCGCUGCUGACGACCCGACGUGUGCUGCCAGCGGUGUGUCUGCAGUUGACGCUGGAUUAUUGUCGGGAUGAGCUCGCGUACCUGAACGCAACGUUCUCCCACCACCCAACCCACCCUCCGUUCCUCCCCAUAGCACAGCGCGACAAUCCCGCCCUCGUGACGCAGCUCGCUAGGCUAUCGCGGUCCAUCUUCUCAUCCCUCGCUAGUCACGCAACCCUCCCAUCAAAAGACAUCUGCAUCCGUCUCCGCGCCCUGUGCGGCCUCGUGGGCAUGUGCGGGACCAAAAUCACCCCGGAAGACGUCGAGCUGAUCGUGGCGGUCGUGCACGCGACGGAUGAGGAGUCGUGCGCAAAGCUGUGUUUGGGGUUUCUGUUGGUUGCUGCUGAUCAGUUUAUGCGGAUCUCACAUACAAUCUUCACCAAAACCCUCUACCACCUCAUCUCCCUACCGACCUCCUCGCUUUCCCUCAUGGUCGUCGUCUUCCUGCACACGGGCCAACUACCCGAAAUCUCGCGCCUGCUGCUCACCUCGCUCGGGAUCCCCGUGACGAUGCCGCGGGAGGCGUUCACGCAGUUGCGCGCGCAGCAUAUGGUUCCGGAGGAGCGGCUUGCGCGACGCGCGUUGGUUGUGCCGAGGAGGGAACCGAACAGAGGACCGGGGGAUGGGUUGGAUGAGUUGAGCGUGACGGUGGUGUACCAUCUCCUGAAGGCGGGGGUGUUUGUGAGAACAGGCGUGGAUGUCGCGGCGUGGGUUCUAGGCAGGGUUCAGGCGUGUGAGGAGGGAGACGGUGGCGUGCAUCCGCUUGUGCCGGGGAUUGUGGAGAUCUAUGUUGAGAGCAUAGCGAGCCAUCCGGGGAUCAUAACCCCCAUACCCGAGAUGGAGUUACGGAAGCUGUUCGCUGGCGUGGAUGUCAAGGUCCAGUUACGCCAUGUCGUUGCGUUGCUGUAUGUGUUGCUGUACGAGAAGAUGCGCAGGGAGGCGCGGGCGCGUGCUGCUGCCGGGUUUGGAGGGAAUCCGGACCCCCUCAUCGAAUACAACCUCCCCAACCUCCCGCACCUCCGCAUCCUGCAACACUCAGAACAGCUGAAAUCUCCAGUCUUGCACUCCCAGCUCGCGGGCCUACUCGCCGCCCAACGCCCCGAACUGCUCACCGUCACGGGUCUCAUCCACGCUGAGGAUGUCCAUGACGCGGUGCCGCCGGUGGGCGUACGGAUGGCGGAACUGGGUCGCAGUGUCGCGGGCGCCGUCCCAACACCCGUCGUGAUCAACACCGACCUUGUGGACGCCCUCAUACGAGCGGAAAACACCGACGCGCUGUGUGAACUCAUGGAUAUCGUGGACGCGUUACAGACCCCCGACGUCGUGGCGUGGGGUAAGGUCCUCAUUCACACUCUUUUGCCGCGGCUGUUAGCCGCCACCGACGUGGCGAAUCACCCAGAAACAUGGGUUAAGGACCCGAGAGUCGUAGCAUCCCUCCAGCGCGUCUGGAACGCCUUCUUCGCCGCCGAGCCCGGGCCCGCGUGUGUCGCGACCGUUAACGCGCUCCUGCCCUCAAAAGCCAUCCCAAACUCAACCAACGAUUUGAAACCACACAACAUCCGCCCACGGCAGUACACAGAACACGACCUCACCACCGACCCGCUGCUGCUUUUCAAGGUGGACCGCCGCGCGUGGUGGGGCGAGACGACGGGUGCGGUGUUGGCGAGGACCGUCGAGUGGGUCGUCGGGGCGGCGCGGACGCGGGGUCUGAAAUCGUUCGCCGACGCUUCGAAUUCCCCAACGAGCACCAACGGGAGAACGAACCCGGGAACCGUGUUUACCCCCGCGCAUCUGGAUACGCUGGUCAAGUUGCAGGAGAGCGCUGUCGUGCAGAUGCUGGUGGAGGUGUGUGGCGGGAUCCGUGGGCACCUGACGAAUUCCGAUAGCGGGGAUGCAGCGGACACGGACGUGGAAGCGCGGAUAGAGACGCUGCAACGACCGGUCAUGGCCUUCAUCCACCAACUGUUCAUCCACGACGUGACGUAUGUCCGGCUGGUGCAUUGGCAGAUGUAUGACCAGGCGUGGGUGAGGGAUUUGGUGCGGGGGGUUGAGAGUAUGCAUGUCUGUUUCGACUUUAUACCGGACUUCAUCCGCGCCGCCUCCGCUGAGACGGCCACCAGCGUGACCACCGCACGACAACCAGAUUUGGCGCGGCAGCUGUUUGCGAUACAGCUUGCGGGGUGGUUGGGGGAGAAGUAUCCGAUUGAGACAAGCCUAACGCUCACAAAAACCCUCAUCCUCCCGACCCUAACCCACAUCCUGCACCCCCUCGCCACCUUCAUAACCCGCAUCAAAACCGACCCCACCCCCACCGACAUCCCGCUUCCACCCAUCGACCCGCGCGCAACAUCAGCCAUCCCCGUCCUAGUCAACAUCGCCCGCGGGUUCCCGACGCUCGUAGGCGACGUGGGCGGGGUGUUGGAGAGUGUGCGGCUGAACGGGGAUGUCGGGGAGCGACUUGGAUUGCAUUUGCAUUUCCCGGGUCCCCCCACCACCCCCGCACCGUCACGGCGCCCUAAACGGCAUGCGCGCAAACGGAUUUAUCACCCCUACCAACAA